This is a messenger RNA of Zeugodacus cucurbitae (melon fly), 4059 nucleotides long. RefSeq names its product somatostatin receptor type 2 (gene AstC-R1). The transcript is spliced from 2 exons. Gene Ontology annotation, biological process: G protein-coupled receptor signaling pathway. Gene Ontology annotation, cellular component: membrane; neuron projection. Bases 845 to 2551 code for a protein of 568 amino acids. The record is from RefSeq and is a predicted model, not a curated record. Gene Ontology annotation, molecular function: somatostatin receptor activity; peptide binding. Lineage: Eukaryota; Metazoa; Arthropoda; Insecta; Diptera; Tephritidae.
CUCGGCCGACUGUCUGGCUCGGCGCCGGUUGACAGUUGGGUGUUGCGUGACAGCAAUUUGGCCAAUUUGCCGGCUGCAAGAUGCGUAGUCGGCAAAAGGACGUCGGUGCGUGUGAAGGUGUCCAAAUUACUUUCGUUUCAGGAAAAUUGUAAACACUCAAGUGUGAUAGCAAAACAAACUCUCAAAAGGUAAGCGAUAUAGCGCCGCACAACAAGUGGUGUGCCAGCGUGCGUUCAAAUGAGAGUGUUGCUUUUGAGGAUUUGUGUCAGAAGUUAUUUUGAAAAGUGAAAGCGAAUUUCGAAAAGUGGAAGUGAAGUUGAAGUGAAGAUGAAAAUUUAUUAAAAUGAUUUGUCAUCAAGUGCUCGAACGGAUUUGAAAUACUCGAGGAUGCAAUGUUAAUAAAAUAUUAAGAAUCAAGGUGUUUGAACAAGUUAAUUAACCAGAGACACGUUAAAAUUUUCAAAAUAUUAAAAAAAAAAAUUAAAGAAAAAAAUAAAAUAUAUCAAAAAAUCCGUGAAUUAUAAAAAAAAUUAAAGUAUUUAACAAUUAUAUUGACUUCAAGUUACAAAAACAAAAUAAAUUCAACGAACCAGCUACCAAUUGAACGUAAGGGUGAGCACACAAACGCUUCAUUGACUGUCAACGUUUACACAGCUAACCUACAAGGAAAUGUAAAAAUCACUUACACGAACAAAGAACUUAAAGUGAAGCUUUUAAUAACCAACAAUAAAGCAUACAUUAUUGAAGCGUAAAAGCAUUAAAACUCAACUGACAGCUGUCAGCUGUCCAACAGCAGCAAAUCAGUCAAGCACAAAACCCUUAACCGAAAUUCAAUACCACAAAAAUGUGGCGACAACGGCUAGCAAGACGCACGAAUGGCAUGACACUGAUCAUCUUUGGCAGCGCAUUGUUGCUAUUUAAUUGCAUGCAAACAGCAGGUGAGGCAACGGCGCGCAUGACAGCUGAAGGUGGUGAAAAGAUUGAGCGCAACACAGCGGAAGCGUUGACGACAAUUUGGCCUGCCAGCAGUACAGGGACGCGUGUGGUGAGCACCACAGUAACAGACAGCGUUACGCCGAGUCAGCAGCUGAGCGCGCAGCAAAUGUGGACCGAUAGACGCGCGAUAACGCCACGUAAUAUGAGUAAUACAACGAACACGUCAACAGCAAACAAUAAGACACUUACGUCCGGAUCGAUGAACGGUCGAAAUACACAGCGGCGACGCACUUUCUAUGAACACUGCAUGGCGUAUCGCAAUUCACUCGCCGAUCUGGCCACGCUCAUACUGUACUCGCUCGUUUGUCUCGUCGGCAUCUUUGGUAAUACGCUCGUCAUUUAUGUCGUAUUGCGCUUUUCGAAGAUGCAGACGGUAACGAAUAUCUACAUACUCAACUUGGCGAUCGCCGACGAGUGCUUUCUCAUCGGUAUACCAUUCCUGCUAUAUACAAUGCGUAUUUGUAGCUGGCGCUUCGGCGAUUACAUGUGUAAAGCUUAUAUGGUGAGCACCUCGAUUACGCAGUUCACUUCUUCGAUCUUUCUGCUCAUCAUGUCUGCCGAUCGUUACCUCGCUGUUUGUCAUCCGAUCGCCUCGACAAAGUACCGCACACAACGCAUCGCCAAGAUCGUAUCAGCCGUGGCGUGGCUCACCUCAGCAGUGCUCAUGCUGCCGGUCAUACUCUAUGCGAGCACUGUCAGUCAAGAGGAUGGCGUGAAUCUUUCAUGUAAUAUAGAAUGGCCUGAAACGUAUAAGAAGCAUUCGGCCACUACUUUCACGCUUUACACAUUCUUUCUCGGCUUUGCCACGCCGCUCUGCUUCAUUUUAUGCUUCUACUAUUUGGUCAUACGCAAACUGCAUGCCGUGGGCUCGAAGCACAAAUCAAAAGAGAAGAAACGUUCGCAUCGCAAGGUGACGCGUCUUGUGCUCACCGUUAUCACUGUUUACAUUUGCUGCUGGCUGCCUUACUGGGUAUCACAGGUGGCGCUCAUCAACUCGAAUCCCAUGCAAAGUCAACUUUCACGUCUAGAAAUACUAAUUUUCCUACUACUGUUCUGUCUCGUCUACUCCAACUCUGCUGUCAAUCCGAUACUUUAUGCUUUUCUCAGUGACAACUUUCGUAAGAGCUUUUACAAAGCUUUCACUUGUAUGACUAAGAAUGAAGUUAAUGCUCAGCUGCAGGCCGAACCGAGUUUGUUGGCGAAACAGAGCAGCGGCAAGCGGCGUCAGAAACGUCUACUAAACGCCAAAGAAAAUGAACCGCACUUUAUAGCAACAACCAGCGCGAAUAAUAAUUCCUCGGUUACGACUUCUUCGACGACUGUGGCGCCAGCGGCGGGCGAAAAGGCUUCAGCUAUGCUGUUGGCAACUGCAACGGCGUCCACAGAGGGCACUGCUGUUGCCAACGCGACGUUGCAACCAAAUGGACGUACAAUGAUGCGCGCCUCAACACUUGAGGGUGAAGAGAUGAUACUGGUGCUUGACCAUGAACGUCCGAUCUGUGCGCUUGCGGAGCGCGAGGAUGUCGGCAGCAAGGUGUUGCAGACAGAUUUGUAGAUGGCGACUGUAGGCAUACACUUUUAGGCGUUUUAUACAAAAUUUAAUGUUGAAAGUGAAAUUUAAUGAAGAAAUAAAUGUAAGAAUAUAAGUGUAGUAUUUAAUACUCGUUCUUCUUUUUACUAUUUAACACAAAAAUAUAUUUUCUUCAAAAAUCAUUUUUUUUAACAAAUAGAUAUAAAAAGUAUAUGCCUAAUGGUAUGCUUCAAAAUCAGAAAUAUAUGUAUGCAUUUAUUUAGUAUUAUGUUUUGUGUACUAAAGAAAUUUCUGAAAUAAUUUUGUUGUGAGAAAAUUAUAGUAUCUUACUGCCGGCAUGAGAUUAUAAAUUAUUUAAUAAUUCUUGAGCGGGUUUUAUCAAGGAAAAUAUGAUUUUUCUACCUAUAUUUAAGAUGUUUACUUAUCAAAUGUAAGAGAACAUAAUAUAAAAGUAUAGUAGAAGCAAAACAAAGUUUACUGAUCAAAUACAGGCACAUAGAUUAAAUGUAAGUAAAUUUUUUAUAACUUGACCUAACUAUUUUUAAUUAUAAUCCUAAAGCUAGACAAGACACAGUACACAGCUCUAAAACAGUUGCCUGCACAUGAGGGCUCAAUUCAGAUAUGACUAAUAAUUUGUUAACAUCCUAAAUGUAGGCAACAUAAUUAUAAAAGAAUAAUUCCAAAGUAUUCUUGAUGAAGUUACGUUUUUGAAAAAAUAUGUUAGUACUUUUUGGGCACAAAUUUCAAAAAAAAAAAAUGUAACCUAAACAGAGCAGCAGUUGUCAGUCCGCUAAAGAUUAUUGAAUAAAAUUCUGCAAAAUUUAUUUUCAUAAUCCUUAUAUUUAAUAAAGACUGAAUAAAAUAUUUUUCAAAAAUUGUAAAAUGUUACUGAAUUCUAAAAAUCAUGACUUAAUUACAAACUAAAAUUCUGCAAAAUCUUACUAGUUCAAACUAGAAUGUGGGAUACUUAAUAUUUUAAACGUACACAAGAAAUAAAAUAAAUAACCAUGUUAUAUGAGUUAAAUAAAUUGGAAAUAUAUGUAUGUAUAUAUGUAUGUAUAUUUUUUAAAUGAAGAGAAAAUAAAUUAAACAGGAAAAAAUAAAAAUUAAGAUAUAAUAUAAUAUAAAAAUAAUAUUUAAAACCCAAAAUCCACCUACUAACUUCUCAAAUUAAAAUCUGUCUAUAUAACCUUCAACUCCAGUACGUCUUAAUUCACUACCAAAUUUCUAACUGAAAAAUUUGCUGAAAAAAAACUCCGACGAAUUUGAUAAAUGUUAAUAAGAUAACAAUAAGAAGAUUAUAAUAAAAACAUUAUGUAGCAGAAUACGGAAUUUAUUGACAUCAAACAGCAUUGAAGAAAAAGAAUUUAUUUUAAUAAUAAAAAAAUGCAUUUACGUACAUAUUUGAUGAUAAAAACAGAUUUUAAGCGAAUUAAAUGAAUUUUUGGCCUUUAUAAAAUUGUAAAAAAAAAAAAUAACAAAUUAAAAAAUUGUAUGAACCAAGAACUAUUAAGGUAUAGAACGUAAGGAAU